Molecule: messenger RNA, 1118 nt
Organism: Sebastes umbrosus (honeycomb rockfish)
Lineage: Eukaryota; Metazoa; Chordata; Actinopteri; Perciformes; Sebastidae
Product: DNA damage-inducible transcript 4 protein-like
Exons: 2
Coding region: 91-765 (224 amino acids)
Biological process (GO): negative regulation of TOR signaling; response to hypoxia; apoptotic process
Cellular component (GO): cytoplasm
Molecular function (GO): 14-3-3 protein binding
Source: RefSeq, a predicted model, not a curated record
GCUCAGGAGGAGGGGACCCACCGUUUGGAGGCCAUUGCACUUAUUUUUGGCACUUAUUUUUUUUUACAAUCUUUUUGUUUGUUUGUCAAAAUGUCUUAUUCUUGCAAUCAGUCCCUGGAUGGCAGCUUUCCUCCAUCCCCAGAGGAGGACAGGAGUCCAAAGCGUCUGUCCUGGGGCAGUCUGCUGCAGAGGCUGACUGAGCUGAAGGGGAUCAAUCAGGGGGUCACAGCAGAUUAUCACAGUGAAAGUGGAUCUGUGGCAGACAUGUUUCUGUCAGAAUCAGACAGCAGCUUCUUCUGUUAUCCCCUGGAGGAGACCCUGGCUACUGAGGUCGCAGCAACAAUAGCACAAAGUCUCAGCGAGGCAUCGCACAUCCUGGACUGCUCCAAACUCCUCUUACCCGACUGUCUGCUGCAUAAUAUCAGCCAAGAGCUGCUGCACCUGGCUGCCAGCGAGCCCUGCGGCCUCAGGGGAGCGCUCAUUGACCUGUGCGUGGACAGGGGGGACCAGGGGGACCAGGGCUCCCUAAGCACUCUGGACCAAAUAGCCGUGGAUGCCACCCUGGUACCGACCUUUCACGUGACUCUGGUGCUGAGGCUCGAGUCCAGUGGACUGUGGCCAAAGGUUCAGAAGCUCUUCAAGGGUAGCAAGUCGCCACAGACCUCUCCAAGGCACCAGAACACUCUGAGGUUGAGUGUGAGCUUUAGGGCCAUUAAGAGGAAACUGUAUAGUUCAGGGGAGCUGCUGAUAGAGGAGUGCUGCUGACACAAUAGACUGACUGAUGGGUCAAGCAUUGUCUUUUUCAAGACAGUAUCUUACAGCACUAACAUGAUGAUCUUGAAUUAGCACGUACCUAUCUGUGUUGGUGUAUUACAAAUGUGUCAAGGUUUCCCUGGAAGCAACUUAUGUGUCUCAUGGCAGCUACCCAUCUGGUUGCAGGCGACUUAACAGUGAAGACUUUUGUUUGAAUGUGGGUCAACUUCUUUCCUGUGAAUGUAAAGUCACACCCUUGAGGGAGUGAGGGAGGGCUUAUGUAUUUGAUAGUCAAAUAUGACCUGAAACGUGUUUUUGUACUUUCAACGACUUAAAGAACAUAAAAAUAAAUUAUUUUUUAUCAA